Molecule: messenger RNA, 258 nt
Organism: Cyphellophora europaea CBS 101466
Lineage: Eukaryota; Fungi; Ascomycota; Eurotiomycetes; Chaetothyriales; Cyphellophoraceae
Exons: 1
Coding region: 1-258 (85 amino acids)
Source: RefSeq, a predicted model, not a curated record
AUGUCCGAAAACAACGACAACCCCUCCCUCAUCGGGGGUCAUGCCAAGUACGUACAAGGUGCUGCCGCCAGCGCUCUGGGGUACGAGUCCGGCGAAGCCACCAAGAACGCCGCGAUAGAGGAGAUGCAGCGAGCACAGUCCAAGACCGCGGGCCAGCCUGCGCCAUCCAGCGUCUUGGGUUCCGUUGAGCAGAAGGCCGGUGAGUUGGCCGGGUGCGAGGGCAUGAAGGACGAAGGAAAGGAGCGGCAGAGUCAAUGA